Molecule: messenger RNA, 354 nt
Organism: Lathyrus sativus (Indian pea)
Lineage: Eukaryota; Viridiplantae; Streptophyta; Magnoliopsida; Fabales; Fabaceae
Source: the annotation of a GenBank genome assembly
AUGAUAAAAUGGAGGAUUGGUGAUGGUAGUAAAAUCAAGGUUAUGUCCGAUCCUUGGUUGAGAGGUGUUGGUAAGGUGUGGGCAAAUGCACCGCAAAACAGGGACGCAUACAACAUUAGUGUGAAAGAUCUAAUGCUUAAUAGUGUUAAAAUAUGGGAUAAAUAUAAAAUUAAACACCUUUUCACACGGGAUGUUGCUAAGGCUAUUUUGGAAGUCCCUUUGUUGGAGGAAGUGGGUGAGGAUGGUUUGGUUUGGAAGGAGGAACAAAGUGGGAUAUAUAGUGUUAAAAUAGGAUACAAGAUUUUGAAGGGUGAGCUUAGGGAGAGGAAGGAUCUUAAUGUAGAGGGGGAAUGA